This is a messenger RNA of Dictyostelium discoideum AX4, 840 nucleotides long. RefSeq lists its product as hypothetical. Lineage: Eukaryota; Evosea; Eumycetozoa; Dictyosteliales; Dictyosteliaceae. The record is from RefSeq and is a predicted model, not a curated record. Gene Ontology annotation, cellular component: membrane. The transcript has a single exon. Bases 1 to 840 code for a protein of 279 amino acids. Gene Ontology annotation, biological process: protein folding.
AUGAUUCAAGUUAAAAAUAAAAUUAAAAUUAUUUCAAUAUUAAUAACAUUAUUUAUUUUAACGAUUAAUCAAGUUGUUGAAUGUAAAUCAUCACUUUAUUAUUCAAUACUUAAUGAUUAUGAAAAAGGAAUUGAUUAUUAUAAAAUACUAAAUGUUACAAAGGAUUCAACCUAUUCAGAAAUUAAAAAAAGUUUUCGAAAAUUAUCAUUAAAACAUCAUCCAGAUAGAAAUGUUGAGAAAUCGUCACAUUCAUUAUACAUUCUGCUGAAUCAAGCACAUUCAGUAUUAACCACUGACGAAACUAGAAAAGAGUAUGACGAGCUUUUAGUCAACGGUAUCCCUUGGCAUGAGAAUUAUUAUGGCAAGUAUGCCUAUCGUUAUACCGGUAUAAGCCACGAUCUUCGUCAUGUGCUAUUGGGCUUAAUAAUAGUGAUCACCAUUGGUAAAUUCGUCUAUCAAUAUAAUAAACAUCAUUCAAUGAUUAAAAGGGCAAAACAAACUGAUCAAUAUAAGAAACGUUUAGCACAAUUGGAUGGUGAUGAAGAUGAAAUUCAAUUAGUAAUUCAAGGUGCUGAUAAACCCACCAUAUCCAGUUUAUUCAUUAUACAACUAUUUUUUAUCUUUCCAUUUAAAAUCUUAAAAUCGAUAUACACUUUUAUUUUCAUCAAUAAAUUUAAAUUCAUUCAAAAAACUGACGAAGAGAAAGAAGAGGAAUAUAGAUUAAAAAUGGGUUAUACUAAAGAAGAUUGGGAAUAUCAUAAAAAGAAAUCCAUUGAACGUAUGGAAAAAUUAAAACAAUCAGGAAAAUAUAAAAAAUAUUUAAGAUCUAAAAAUAAAUAA